This is a messenger RNA of Entelurus aequoreus (snake pipefish), 1771 nucleotides long. RefSeq names its product TAF15 RNA polymerase II, TATA box binding protein (TBP)-associated factor (gene taf15). The transcript has 16 exons. Gene Ontology annotation, cellular component: nucleus. Gene Ontology annotation, molecular function: RNA binding; transcription coregulator activity. Gene Ontology annotation, biological process: regulation of DNA-templated transcription. Bases 136 to 1443 code for a protein of 435 amino acids. NCBI's taxonomy places the organism in Eukaryota, Metazoa, Chordata, Actinopteri, Syngnathiformes, Syngnathidae. The record is from RefSeq and is a predicted model, not a curated record.
AAGAAGAGGCUGAGCUCUUUAAGGGAAGUGCAGCAAGUCGGCCAACUAUCGAGUGGCGCUGCGCAACAAUCACUGGAGGAUUUUUAAAAAAAAGCAUCUCAGGCGAAGCGGGCCAUUUAUUUUUAAACUAUCACAAUGGCCACCGAUUCGGGCUAUGGUGGCUCACAGAGUUAUGGUUCUUAUGCCGGUCAACCGGGUGGACAAAGCUAUGGUCAAGGAAAUGGUGCUGGCUCUUAUGGUGGACAGAGCUACCCUGGAUAUGGUGCUGCUACCACACCUGCCACACAAGCAGAGGGAUAUGGCCAGUCUCAGGCAGGAUAUGGUGCGCAACAGAGCUAUGCUAACUAUGGACAGGAGUCAGCUGGUGAGAAGUCUUUUGGACAACCAGCAUCAUAUGGCAGUCAAGGGCAGAGUGGUGAUAGCUAUGGACAGCAAGGAUCAUACCAGGCACCUAGCGGCGGCAGUUAUGGAAGAUUCAGUGAAGGUGAAGGUGGUGCACAGGGAUCCAGGUUUGGCCGUGACCAAGGUGACCGGUCAGAAGAAGGUGGAUACAGAGGCAGAGGUCGUGGCGGGUACGAUCGUGGCAGUUAUGACCGUGGCGGCUUUGACCGCAGUGGUGGAUUUGAGCGCGGUGGCUAUGACCGUGGUGGACGAGGCGGACCUCCUGGUAUGGGAGGUGGUGACCGUGGUGGCUUCAAAAAUUUCGGUGGCUCUCGGGACUUCGGCUCAAAGGAUGAACCAGCUGGGGAGCAGGACAACUCUGACAACAACACCAUAUUUGUCCAAGGCCUGGGAGAAGAUGCCUCAGUCCAAGAAGUGGGCGACUACUUCAAGCAAAUUGGUAUUAUUAAGUUGAACAAGAAAACUGGCCAGCCUAUGAUCAACCUGUACUCUGACAAGGCCACUGGUCGGCCAAAGGGAGAAGCUACAGUGUCAUUUGAUGACCCACCUUCUGCCAAAGCCGCCAUUGAUUGGUUUGAUGGCAAAGAAUUCAACGGCAAACCCAUCAAAGUGUCAUUUGCCACACGCAGAGCUGAGUUCACGCAGCGAGGUGGUGGUGGCGGCGGCGGCGGUGGUGGAGGACGAGGGGGAAGAGGAGGUUUCAGAGGUCGUGGUGGUGGUGGAGGUGGAGGUCCUAACUUUGACAUGAAGGGAGGAGACUGGCCAUGCCCCAACAGUUCUUGUGGCAACAUGAAUUUCGCUCGGCGACAAGAGUGUAACAAGUGUGGUGCCCCCAAACCUGGAGAUGCAGGAGGAGGAUUUGGAGAUCGUGGCGGCAGAGGCGGUUUUGGAGGGGACAGAGGUGGGUUCCGUGGCCGUGGAGGAUUCCGUGGUGGCGACCGUGGUGGUUACGGAGGUGACCGCGGCGGUGGAUAUGGAGGAGGAUACAAAAUGGGAGGAAGGGGCGAUCGAAGGGAUGACCGAAGAGAGAGGCCAUACUAAAGUCCUACUAGAUUAGACUGACGUCACUCCAGCCACACAGUCUGCCAUAGACCGAGGGCUUGGUCAGUGUGGGGGAGAGGGGGGAAAGCAUGACUUGUGUAUGCAUAAACGGGAGAGCGGGAAGGUUUCCACUAUGACAAGGACUCUUUGGCUGUGGUGUGUGCUGGAAUGGUUUUGUUUUAUUUCUUUGUACAUCUUUUAAUUUUCUGUUCCAUUGGUGCAGAUGUUGUGUGGUAGACUUCGUACCAUUAUUUUGUAUGAACGAAAUAAAAUUGUUUUACUUUGUUUCUACCCAGACCCCCAAACAAAUAUUAAACUGUGAUCUUUC